Ceratina calcarata is the source of this 1312-nucleotide messenger RNA. RefSeq lists its product as uncharacterized. The transcript is spliced from 10 exons. Gene Ontology annotation, cellular component: plasma membrane. Gene Ontology annotation, biological process: detection of chemical stimulus involved in sensory perception of smell; sensory perception of smell. Gene Ontology annotation, molecular function: odorant binding; olfactory receptor activity. Bases 149 to 1312 code for a protein of 387 amino acids. The record is from RefSeq and is a predicted model, not a curated record. NCBI's taxonomy places the organism in Eukaryota, Metazoa, Arthropoda, Insecta, Hymenoptera, Apidae.
CAAAAAUGUUCAAUCGCCAGUUUCUUCAUUUUCGCGAACACUAUUGCUGCGCGGUUUUCAAAGAAAUAUAAGCAAGCCGAAGGUGAUCCUUAAAAUCGUUAUCCGCAGGAGACUCGAAUGAAAUUUAACUUGAUUCGUGUCAAAAAAUAUGGAUUUUGAAAAGUUCGUGAAGCAAUAUUUUACUGUGACCAGAGCGUAUGGGACUAUUGUCGGCACAUGGCCGUUCAUAACGAAAUCACAGAAGUUCAUUUCUUACGCUAUCGUACAUUUUCUCGUAAUAUCGGCGCUGGUCACGCAGACCGCUCAAGUCAUAGUGUACUUCAGCAUCAGUGCUAUAGUGGAUCAGGUACCAUUCUUAAUGGUAGCGGUCGCUAUGUACGUGAAGUUCAGUAAUUACAUGAUUAACACCGAUAAGUUCAAGGAAUUAUUUAUCAAUAUGGUAAAAGACUGGCAAGAUGAGAGAACCGAGGAAGAGGAGAACAUUAUGAAGGAGUACGCGAACAAGGGAGUGUUCUACACGUACGUGUAUACAACGAACAUAUAUUUUUGUUCGGUCGUGUUUUUCUGCCUGCCCUUCAUACCGCGUGUGAUGGACGUGUUCAUACCCCUAAACGAGUCACGGCCAUUAGUCGAGAUGUAUCCGGGUUAUUAUUUUGUCGAAAAUAACGAUGAUUAUUACGUUUUCAUUAUGCUAUACACUAUGGCAUGCAUGCUGAGUACGAUGUGCGUUUUCAUCGCAACCGACACGAUUCUGCUCUACAUGGUGCAACACGUUUGCGGCCUACUGUCCCUUGCUGGACAUCGUUUCAAGUAUUCCAUGGGCACCGGUUAUUCACUGACAAACUCAGAGAAAAUCAACAAAGAGUUGGUGUACAAGAAAGUAUGUUACGCUAUUAAAACUCACAAACGAGCUCUCACGUUCCUCACCGAAAUCGAGGGCGUUUAUGCUCUGAAUCUAUUCAUACAAGUGGGUGUAGUCGUAUUGACUUUUACCAUUACGUUACUAAAAGUAGCUUCGGUGACGCUGUCUAUGGACACUUAUCAAUAUUAUGGAUUUAUUAUCACUCAGCUGGUGCAUAUCUUCUUCCUAACGGUUCAAGGCCAAUUCGUGAUGGACUUGCACGAUAUCGUCUAUCAGCAGGGAUACCAGACAUGCUGGUAUUAUGCAGACGUGAAGACACAAGCAUUGUUAGUUCUGGUAUUACGAAGAAACCUGCUUCCUCCUUUAUUAACCGCCGGUGGAUUAAUACAAUUAAACUUGGACAGUUUCGCUGAGAUCGUGAAAGCGAGUGUUUCGUACCAUUUUAGAUAG